This is a messenger RNA of Rhinichthys klamathensis goyatoka, 1890 nucleotides long. RefSeq names its product angiopoietin 2a (gene angpt2a). The transcript is spliced from 9 exons. Gene Ontology annotation, molecular function: receptor tyrosine kinase binding. Gene Ontology annotation, biological process: Tie signaling pathway. The record is from RefSeq and is a predicted model, not a curated record. Lineage: Eukaryota; Metazoa; Chordata; Actinopteri; Cypriniformes; Leuciscidae. The coding region runs from base 178 to 1800 and encodes 540 amino acids.
GCUCCUCAAGUAGAGGCCAUGGGUCAUGGGAGGAGUCUCAGUCCUUCACAGAGGACUUGGGUAAUAAAACAGCCUGUUAGACUGAUGAGGGAUGAGUACAAUCAGCCUGUGAGCGAGUGACACUCUACGACUGCUUCUGUGACACGGUCUCCUCCUCCUACUCUUGAUGGCAUAUAAAUGAGUGUGAGCACAGUCCUGGAAAAGGAGAAUCAACUGGAUGUAGAGACUUUUCAUUCUUCAAACACCCAUCUUCUAAUAAGACAGGAACUAAGAUAUUUACUUAAACAGGUAGAAGUAGUAUUAAAUAUUUUCAGAACAAAUAUGCUGAACACCGGCACACUAUUUCUAAUUUAUUGCCUUAGUGCUGGGGAAGCAUUUACGACCAAUUCAGAUGCAACAGGAAAGAAGUCAUACCAGAUCCAGAACGGGCCAUGCACCUACACUUUUCUGCUGCCAGAACCGCAGAACUGUGGAGGUCCUUCAAGUACCUUCACCAACCAAGUGCAGCGAGAUGACCUGGUUGACUACGACAGCUCAGUCCAAAGACUAGAACAACUACAGACCAUCAUGGAGAACAACACACAAUGGCUGCAAAAGCUGGAGAACUACAUCCAGGAGAACCUCAAACAAGACAUGGCCCAAAUUCAGAAUAACGCGGUGCAAAACCACACAGUGACCAUGAUCAAGAUUGGGACCAGCCUCCUGAGUCAAACAGCAGAGCAAACACGGAAAAUCACUACUGUUGAAGCACAGGUAAUUAACCAAACAACUCGACUUGAACGUCAGCUUCUUGAGAACUCCAUUUCAACCAGCAAACUGGAAAAUGAAAUUCUGCAACAGAUAAAUGAAAUCCAAAAGCUGAAUAACAAGAACAGUUUUCUGGAAAAACGAGUGGAGGACAUGGAAGGCAAGAGAAAUACAGAGCUAGAAAACUUGGAAGCGGAGAAGGAACAGCUCAAGAAGCUGGUGGAGAAGCAGACUAGCAUCAUAAAAGAGAUGGAGCAACAACUGCUCCGCACCUCCUCCGAUAACUCCGUCAUGAAGCAGCAGCAGCAGGAGCUGACAAAUACAGUCAACAACCUAAUUCACACCAUCUCUGUGGGUAAGCAAGGUAGCAAUCCUGCAAUGAUGCAGGAUGAUCCAGAUCAGUACAAUGACUGUGCUGCAGUCUUCAAGUCAGGGAACAAGGAAAGCGGGGUCUACUCAUUGACCAUACCUGAUACAAAACAGCAGUUCAAGGCCUACUGCGACAUGGAAAUAGAUGGAGGUGGAUGGACAGUAAUACAGAAGCGCUUCAAUGGCCUUGUUGAUUUUCAUCAAACAUGGAAAAAUUACACAAUGGGGUUUGGAGACAUCUCAGGUGAACACUGGUUGGGGAAUGAAAUCAUCUCCAAGUUGACACAAGAAAAACAACAUGUCCUCAGGAUAGAUCUGACAGACUGGGAGGGGAACACAGCCUUUUCAAAAUAUGAACAGUUCUCACUUGAUGGAGAGAAGCAGAAUUACAGGAUACACCUCAACAGCUACAGUGGAACAGCAGGUAAAACCAGUAGCAUGGGACAGCCAGGAAGUGAUUUCAGCACAAAAGAUGUAGACAACGACAAAUGUAUUUGCAAAUGCUCACAAAUGCUCUCAGGAGGUUGGUGGUUUGAUGCCUGUGGACCAUCCAAUCUCAAUGGCGUAUACUACCAGCAAGGACAGAACACUAAUCGUUUCAAUGGCAUCAAAUGGUACUACUGGAAAGGUUCAGCAUAUUCACUAAAGGCCACGACUAUGAUGAUAAGACCGUCAAACUUCUAAGCUUCUAGUCCUAAGCCACAAUAGCCGCUUUUCCACUGUCGGGCCAGUGCGAGCCAGGGCAACGGGCUGUGCUGGGAUAAUAGCCUCGGA